This is a messenger RNA of Sphaerodactylus townsendi, 1664 nucleotides long. It is a transcript of the gene SF3B4, whose product is annotated as splicing factor 3b subunit 4. Lineage: Eukaryota; Metazoa; Chordata; Lepidosauria; Squamata; Sphaerodactylidae. Gene Ontology annotation, molecular function: RNA binding. Gene Ontology annotation, cellular component: nucleolus; U12-type spliceosomal complex. The record is from RefSeq and is a predicted model, not a curated record. The coding region runs from base 84 to 1337 and encodes 417 amino acids. The transcript has 6 exons. Gene Ontology annotation, biological process: positive regulation of mRNA splicing, via spliceosome.
UUCGUUAUACGUCAUUUCCCGCUCAGGACGGAAGUUGCUUGCGGGAGAGGGGGCGGAAUCGCUUUGCGCGCCCCUUUGCCAAAAUGGCGGCGGGUCCGAUCUCGGAGAGGAACCAAGAUGCCACUGUGUAUGUGGGAGGUCUGGAUGAGAAGGUCAGCGAGCCCCUCCUGUGGGAACUCUUCCUCCAGGCGGGCCCAGUUGUUAACACUCACAUGCCCAAGGACAGAGUUACAGGCCAGCACCAAGGCUAUGGAUUCGUGGAAUUCCUCAGCGAGGAGGACGCUGACUACGCUAUCAAAAUCAUGAACAUGAUCAAGCUCUACGGGAAGCCCAUCCGGGUCAACAAGGCCUCGGCCCACAACAAGAAUCUGGACGUGGGCGCCAACAUCUUCAUUGGCAACUUGGACCCUGAGAUCGACGAGAAACUGCUCUAUGACACUUUCAGCGCGUUCGGAGUCAUCCUGCAGACUCCCAAGAUCAUGCGCGACCCAGACACGGGCAACUCCAAGGGCUACGCCUUCAUCAACUUUGCCAGCUUUGACGCCUCCGAUGCGGCCAUCGAAGCCAUGAAUGGACAAUAUCUGUGUAAUCGCCCCAUCACAGUCUCCUACGCCUUCAAGAAGGAUUCCAAAGGCGAAAGGCAUGGCUCGGCUGCAGAGCGCCUCCUGGCUGCUCAGAACCCCCUGUCGCAAGCAGACCGGCCUCACCAGCUGUUUGCGGAUGCCCCGCCCCCACCGUCGGUGCCCACGCCCGUUGUUACCACCUUGGGGCCAGGGGUCACCCCGCCAGGCAUCCCGCCCCCUGGAUCGUUCCCUCCACCGGUUCCGCCUCCGGGAGCCCUGCCUCCGGGAAUGCCUCCAGCCAUGCCGCCUCCGCCCAUGCCCCCCGGCGCUGGAGCCCCGGGACCCCCUGCCGGAGCCGCUCCUGCCGGGGCGCAUCCUCCUCACCCGCAUCCUUUCCCUCCUGGCGGGAUGCAUCCAGGAAUGCCUCAGAUGCAGGUGCACCAUGGGAUGCCAGGGAUGGGCCCUCAUCACCCAGGACCACCGGGGGCAGGGGGACAGCCGCCCCCCCGCCCACCUCCAGGCAUGCCCCAUCCUGGGCCACCCCCUAUGGGCAUGCCGCCCCGGGGGCCUCACUUUGGAACUCCAAUGGGUCACCCGGGGCCCAUGCCUCCCCACGGGAUGCGGGGACCUCCUCCUUUGAUGCCUCCCCAUGGGUACAAUGGACCCCCUCGUCCUCCUCCUUAUGGCUACCAACGGAUCCCGCUGCCCCCUCGCCCCGCUCAACGGCCCCUGGUGCCCCCGCGAGGGCCCAUGCGAGGGCCGCUGCCCCCCUAAACAGAAGGACGGCGGGGGCCAGCCUCGAAAAGUGCAUGGUGAUAUCCAGUUUCAUCCAGUCUCUGUUUUUUUAUUUCUCUUUUGAUCAACAUUCCUGCAAACUGGACUGAUGGUUCCUGUUUCACCGCCCCACGCGCAAACUGUUUUCCCGGCUGCUUUGGCGGUGUAUUAACAUUUUAUCCCGGGUUUUUUUUUUAGUUCCGCUGUCACGGAGAAGAUUCACAGUUUUAGUUUCUUUUUAUUCUUAUUGUUAGUACUCUUUGUGAAUCCCAGUGUAGAAAUACAGUUUGCAAAUAAACGUUUAGAGGAAGAUGCUCCUUGAACGAC